Messenger RNA from Colletotrichum karsti, 1098 nucleotides. RefSeq lists its product as uncharacterized. Gene Ontology annotation, molecular function: FMN binding; NADPH dehydrogenase activity. The record is from RefSeq and is a predicted model, not a curated record. NCBI's taxonomy places the organism in Eukaryota, Fungi, Ascomycota, Sordariomycetes, Glomerellales, Glomerellaceae. The transcript has a single exon. The coding region runs from base 1 to 1098 and encodes 365 amino acids.
AUGCCAUCCCGUCUUUUCGAACCAAUCAAAGUCGGGAAUCUGAAGUUGUCGCACCGCCUUGGGCUAUGUCCUUUGACUAGGUUUCGGGCAUCAGAUGACCACGUCCCUGUCGACUUGAUGAGAGAGUAUUACGGACAAAGAGCCUCUAUACCUGGGACAUUGCUCGUGUCUGAAGGGACGUUCAUAUCACCCGAAGAUGGUGGCUACGCCAAUGUUCCAGGGGUCUACAACCAAGACCAGAUCGACGCAUGGAAGAAGGUGACGACAGAGGUUCACUCUCGAGGGAGCCACAUCUUUUGCCAACUCUGGUCUCUUGGCCGCACCGUUGACCCUGAAGUCGCGGCACAGGAAGGCAUUCCCAUUGUCAGCUCGGGGAAUAUCGCAUUAGACGACAAGCCCAAGCCGCGUCAAUUAAGCACCGAUGAUAUUCAGACCAGAAUUCGAAAUUACGUCUCUGCGGCCAAGAACGCCAUUGAGGCUGGCUUCGACGGUGUUGAGCUCCAUGGAGCCAACGGAUAUCUCAUCGACCAGUUUCUUCAAGACACAUGCAACAAUCGCCAAGACGAGUAUGGCGGCAGCAUAGAGAAUCGCUCUCGCUUCGCAUUGGAAGUUGUUCGGGCAGUGAGCGAUGCCAUCGGACCCGAGCGAACGGGAAUUCGCCUGAGCCCAUGGAGCACAUACAAUGGCAUGAGAAUGGACGACCCAAAGGUCCAGUUUACGGACGUCAUCCGACAGCUCAACGCCCUCGGGCUUGCUUAUGUUCACUUGGUCGAGUCAAGAAUCGCGGGCAAUGCAGAUGUUGAGCGAUCAGAUGAUCUAUCCUUCGCCUACAGUGCUUGGGAUGGGCCGUUGUUGGUGGCUGGUGGAUUUACGCCUGAGUCGGCGCAACGGCUUGUCGACCAAGAGCACCCAGACAAGCCAAUCAUGGUCAUGUUUGGGCGCUACUUCAUUUCAACGCCCGACUUGCCGUUCAGAGUUCACCAUGGGCUUCAACUGAAUGCCUAUGACAGAGAGACUUUCUAUGUGCCGAAGUCAGCGGCUGGUUAUGUGGAUUAUCCUUUCAGUCCAGAGUUUCUUGAGCAACAGAAAGUAAUUUGA